Arvicola amphibius (Eurasian water vole) is the source of this 2861-nucleotide messenger RNA. It is a transcript of the gene Kcnab1, whose product is annotated as potassium voltage-gated channel subfamily A regulatory beta subunit 1. Gene Ontology annotation, molecular function: voltage-gated potassium channel activity; transmembrane transporter binding; potassium channel regulator activity. Lineage: Eukaryota; Metazoa; Chordata; Mammalia; Rodentia; Cricetidae. Gene Ontology annotation, cellular component: voltage-gated potassium channel complex; cytoplasm; membrane. The record is from RefSeq and is a predicted model, not a curated record. Gene Ontology annotation, biological process: negative regulation of delayed rectifier potassium channel activity; potassium ion transport; transmembrane transport. The transcript has 15 exons. The coding region runs from base 1 to 1260 and encodes 419 amino acids.
AUGCAAGUCUCUAUAGCCUGCACAGAGCACAAUUUGAAGAGUCGAAAUGGUGAGGACCGACUUCUGAGCAAGCAGAACUCCACCGCCCCCAAUGUGGUGAACGCAGCCCGGGCCAAAUUCCGCACUGUCGCUAUCAUCGCUCGCAGCCUGGGGACCUUCACCCCUCAGCAUCACAUUUCUCUCAAAGAGUCCACCGCAAAGCAGACUGGCAUGAAAUAUAGGAAUCUUGGGAAAUCAGGACUCAGAGUGUCUUGCUUGGGUCUUGGAACAUGGGUGACAUUUGGAGGUCAAGUUUCAGAUGAGGUUGCUGAACGGUUGAUGACAAUUGCCUAUGAAAGUGGAGUUAAUCUCUUCGACACUGCCGAGGUCUACGCCGCUGGGAAGGCUGAGGUGAUCCUGGGGAACAUCAUCAAGAAGAAAGGCUGGAGAAGGUCCAGCUUGGUCAUCACAACCAAACUCUACUGGGGUGGAAAAGCUGAGACAGAGAGAGGAUUGUCAAGAAAGCACAUCAUUGAAGGACUCAAAGGCUCCCUCCAGAGGCUGCAGCUGGAAUAUGUGGACGUGGUCUUCGCAAACCGCCCAGACAGCAACACUCCCAUGGAAGAAAUUGUUCGAGCCAUGACACAUGUGAUCAACCAGGGCAUGGCAAUGUACUGGGGCACCUCGAGGUGGAGCGCGAUGGAGAUCAUGGAGGCGUAUUCUGUCGCACGACAGUUCAACAUGAUCCCACCCGUCUGUGAACAAGCCGAGUACCAUCUUUUCCAGAGAGAGAAGGUAGAGGUCCAGCUGCCGGAGCUCUACCAUAAAAUAGAGAUGACAAGAACCAAGCAUCUCAGAGACUGUGGCAAAAUCAGCUGGUCUACAGGGGUUGGUGCAAUGACAUGGUCUCCGCUUGCCUGUGGAAUUAUUUCUGGAAAAUAUGGAAAUGGGGUGCCAGAAAGUUCUAGAGCUUCACUGAAGUGCUACCAGUGGUUGAAGGAAAGAAUUGUAAGUGAAGAAGGGAGAAAACAGCAGAACAAGCUAAAAGACCUUUCUCCGAUUGCUGAGCGUCUGGGAUGCACACUACCUCAGCUGGCUGUGGCAUGGUGCCUGAGAAACGAGGGCGUGAGUUCUGUGCUCCUGGGAUCAUCCACCCCCGAGCAGCUCAUUGAAAACCUCGGUGCCAUUCAGGUCCUCCCUAAAAUGACGUCACACGUGGUAAAUGAGAUUGACAACAUACUGCGCAACAAGCCCUACAGCAAAAAGGACUAUAGGUCGUAAGGCAAUGCAUGAGCCACAGAAACUGCAUGGGUAAAAUCAUGGUGGGUAGGCAGUGCAGAACGACCUUACUAGACAUUUUCCAUCACUUAGCAGCUUGCUGCUCAACCUCUGGUGUCCCAGGAAACUGAGGUUUCUGCUGUUGCUACCACUGUGCACCCUGAAUUCUGAAAAUUCACAGCCCAGAAAAUCCAUUCUAUUUUCUUAUCUUGAACUGGUCCCCAAUCCUUGCAUUGCUCUAUGCACCUCCUGCUUCUGCAAUGGAAGGAAGAUUGGAAUAGAGGAAUCUAUUAUCCUUAGACAUUCGUAACUUAAAGAAGGCUGUACAUAUCUAUUUUUUUUCAAAAGAGCAAAAAAUCACAGAACAGAACAGUAUGUGAGCUACACAGGAAACAGGAUAUCCUCACUCUUUAGUCUUGCUUGGGAGAACAAACAACUAAUUUAUUUAUUUUUUUCGCAUUUCAUAUUCACAUUAGUAAGUUUUAAGUCACCUGUCACUCUAAAGUUUCUAGGUACUUGCUUCCACUAUCGUUGAAGUUACUUGUUGCUUGGCCCUGUACAGUUUAUCUGGGGUACCUGUUAGGAUUCUAGCCUGUCUAUUUACACAGAGGUAUAAAAGUAUGAACACCCCCCCAUCUUUACUAGAUACAUAAUAGCUAAUUUAUAAAACGGUUACAAUGUGUGAAAACAGCUUUGAAUAUUGUGUUCACUUUUUACAUUUUACAAAUUCUGCAUAUACUUUCAGUCGCUGUAGGCACAACUUCUGCAAAUUUAAGUAUCUGAGAUUUAAAAAUACACACAUGCUGUUUUUUAAUUAAACCUAUAAAUACUGAGAAAGGCAAGUGUCCAGUUUACCACUGGGACAUUACAAUAUACAGCUUGGUAUUUUCUGAGGAGUUAACAUGAAAAGCAAAGCAUAAGCAAUGUAAAAAAAAAAAUGCCGUCAUUUCUCAGCAUAUGCUGGAUGAAUUAACUUGCCCAGAGAAAAAGCAAAAUAUUCAAAAAGCUCCUGAUUCUAAUCACACACUACACUGUAUGCAUGAGAGCUCUCUGCAUGAAAUAAGGGGCUCAGCUUUGUGCUCAGAAUCUGAGAUACACCUGGUCUACUCUACUACUUUGCCUCCCUGCAUCCCACCUGAGAAACUGUAAGACUGUACAGUAUGGAUACCUGCAAAUAAGGAGAAAUCGCAGGAUGAGUUUUUCUUUCCUUUCUGUAAAGGUGGGGUCAUUUUCUAUCUCUAUUUGUCCAUCUGUCAAUGGACAAAAUCCCACUUUAUCUCUCAGCAAGUUCUCUUUAAGAUCUACACAAGAAAUGUAUGAACUUAAAAUCAUUUUCAGGUAUUUAUCACAUGGCUAAGUUCUGUAUCUUAAACUAACAGGGAAAGAUACCAACAAAUACACGAUUGUUGUUACCUAGAGUGUAAUAGGCAAUUUGGAAGUCCACCCAUGAGUAUGUGACUAAUGAUGGAGAUUAACUUUCCAGCUAUUCAUUGUAAAUUUAAUCCACUGAACUACUGUGUGCAUAAACGAGCAGAGUGCUAUCUACAGGAAAAUCAAUUCAUUUGCUUAGAGUAAUAAAGGCGUCUGUGCAAUCCCAUAAUAGA